Danio rerio (zebrafish) is the source of this 5945-nucleotide messenger RNA. The record is from RefSeq and is a predicted model, not a curated record. Lineage: Eukaryota; Metazoa; Chordata; Actinopteri; Cypriniformes; Danionidae.
AUUGAAGAAACAUUCACAGUCAAACAGGAAGAUCUGCAGGAACAAACAGACCUGAUGUUGCUGAAAGAAAAGACUCAUCAACAGAAUGAAAUGGAAGAGAAACAGCAAGACAUGACGACUGAUGAAAAACCCACACUGACGAAAAAGACUUUGUCAUGUGGAAGACCUCGGAAAUCCAAACUUAGGUGUAAUUUCAGCUGUAAACAGUGUGGAAAAAGUUUCAGUCAGAAGCCAAAGCUUGAUGUUCACAUAAGAGAUCACACUAGGGAGAAAGCUUAUACUUGCAAACAGUGUGGAAAGAGCUUCUAUAAUACAAGAAACCUAACAGUGCACAUGAGAAUUCACACUGGAGAAAGGCCGUACACAUGCCAACAGUGUGGGAAAAGCUUCCAUAAAACAGGAAACUUAACAGUGCACAUGCGAAUUCACACUGGAGAGAGGCCAUACACAUGCCAACAGUGUGGGAAAAGCUUUCAAACUACAGGAAACUUAACAGUGCACAUGAGAAUUCACACUGGGGAGAAGCCUUACUCUUGCCCUCAGUGUGGAAAAAGUUAUAGUCAAAAUAGCAACCUUGAAGUCCACAUGAGAACUCACAAUGGAGGAAGAACUUUUGUUUGCACACAGUGUGGUAAAAGUUUUGUUAAAAAACAAAAUCUUGACCUCCACAUGAGGAUUCACACUGGAGAGAAACCUUACACAUGCACAGAGUGUGGUAAAAGUUUCCCAUAUAAAAGCACACUCAAACACCACAUGAUAGUUCACACCGGAGAGAAGCCGUUUGCAUGUGCGCAGUGUGGAAAGAGCUUCACAUAUAAUGCUAACCUCAGGAACCACAUGAAUGGUCACACUGGAACCAUAGUGUUCACAUGUGAUCUGUGUGGAAAGAGUCUCACACACAAAUACUCCAUAAAGAACCACAUGAAGACUCACUCAGGAGAGCGUUUUAUAUGCAUUGAGUGUGGAAAGGGCUUUAAACAUAAAAGAAGCCUCAUUAGUCACGAAAAGAUCCACACUGGAGAGAAACCGUUCACAUGCACUCAGUGUGGGAAGAGUUUCAGCAAAUCAUCAUCCCUUAAUCAACACAUGAGGAUCCACACUGGAGAGAAACCAUUUACAUGCACUCAGUGUGGGAGGAGUUUCAGCCAAUCAUCAUACCUUAAUAAACACAUGAUGAUCCACACUGGAGAGAAACCAUUCACUUGCACUCAGUGUGGGAAAAGUUUUAGGCAAUCAUCAUCCCUUAAUUACCACAUGAUGAUCCACACUGGAGAGAAACCAUUCACAUGCUCCCAGUGUGUGAAGAGUUUCAGUUGCUCAUCUCACCUUAAUAAACACAUGAUGAUCCACACUGGAGAGAAACCAUUCUCAUGCACUCAGUGUGGGAAGAGUUUCAGACACUCAUUAUUUCUUAAACAACACAUGAUGAUCCACACUGGAGAGAAACCAUUCACAUGCACUCAGUGUGGGAAGAGUUUCAGCCAAUCAUCAUCCCUUAAUCACCACAUGAGGAUCCACACUGGAGAGAAACCAUUCACAUGCACUCAGUGUGGGAAGAGUUUCAUACAAUCAUCACAACUUAACCGACACAUCAUGAUCCACACUGGAGAGAAACCAUUCACAUGCACUCAGUGUGGGAAGAGUUUCAGCCAAUCAUCAAACUUUAAUCUACACAUGAUGAUCCACACUGGAGAGAAACCAUACACAUGCACUCACUGUGGGAAGAGUUUCAGCAAAUCAUCAUCCCUUAAUGAACACAUGACUAUCCACUCUGGAGAGAAACCAUUCACAUGCACUCAGUGUAGGAAGAGUUUCAGUUGCUCAUCUCACCUUAAUCACCACAUGAGGAUCCACACUGGAGAGAAACCAUUCGCAUGCACUCAGUGUGGAAAUCGCUUCAGCCGAUCAUCAAACCUUAAUCAACACAUGAUGAUCCACACUGGAGAGAAACCAUUCACUUGCACUCAGUGUGGGAAGAGUUUCAGCCAAUCAUCAUCCCUUAAUCACCACAUGAGGAUCCACACUGGAGAGAAACCAUUCACAUGCACUCAGUGUGGGAAGAGUUUCAUACAAUCAUCACAACUUAACCGACACAUGAGGAUCCACACUGGAGAGAAACCAUUCACAUGCACCCAGUGUGGGAAGAGUUUCAGCUUAUCGUGGUCCCGUAAUCUACACAUGAGGAUCCACACUGGAGAGAAACUAUUCACAUGCACUCAGUGUGGGAAGAGUUUCACCUGCUCAUCAUCCCUUAAUCAACACAUGAGGAUCCACACUGGGGAGAAACCAUUCACAUGCACCCAGUGUGGGAAGAGUUUCAGCUUAUCGUGGUCCCGUAAUCUACACAUGAGGAUCCACACUGGAGAGAAACCAUACACAUGCACUCAGUGUGGGAAGAGUUUCAGCAGCUCAUCACACUUUAAUUACCACAUGAGGAUCCACACUGGAGAGAAACUAUUCACAUGCACUCAGUGUGGGAAGAGUUUCAGCUGCUCAUCAUCCCUUAAUCAACACAUGAGGAUCCACACUGGAGAGAAACCAUUCACAUGCCUUCAGUGUGGGAAGAGUUUCAGCAAAUCAUCAAACUUUAUUCUACACAUGAUGAUCCACACUGGAGAGAAACCUUUUAAAUGCACUCAGUGUGGGAAGAGUUUCAGCCAAUCAUCACUCCUUAAACUCCACACGAGAAUCCACACUGGAGAGAAACCAUUUACAUGCACUCAGUGUUGGAAGAGUUUCAGCCGCUCAUCAUACCUUAAUCAACACAUGAGGAUCCACACUGGAGAGAAACCAUUCACAUGCACUCAGUGUGGGAAGAGUUUCAGCCAAUCAUCACACUUUAAUUACCACAUGAGGAUCCACACUGGAGAGAAACUAUUCACAUGCACUCAGUGUGGGAAGAGUUUCAGCUGCUCAUCAUCUUUUAAUCAACACAUGAGGAUCCACACUGGAGUGAAACCAUUCACAUGCCUUCAGUGUGGGAAGACUUUUAGUAAAUCAUUAAAACUCUCAAUUCACAUGAGGAUCCACACUGGAGAGAAACCAUUCACAUGCACCCAGUGUGGGAAGAGUUUCAGCUUAUCGUGGUCCCGUAAUCUACACAUGAGGAUCCACACUGGAGAGAAACUAUUCACAUGCACUCAGUGUGGGAAGAGUUUCACCUGCUCAUCAUCCCUUAAUCAACACAUGAGGAUCCACACUGGAGAGAAACCAUUCACAUGCACCCACUGUGGGAAGAGUUUCAGCUUAUCGUGGUCCCGUAAUCUACACAUGAGGAUCCACACUGGAGAGAAACCAUUCACAUGCACUCAGUGUGGGAAGAGUUUCAGCAGCUCAUCACACUUUAAUUACCACAUGAGGGUCCACACUGGAGAGAAACUAUUCACAUGCACUCAGUGUGGGAAGAGUUUGAGCUGCUCAUCAUCCCUUAAUCAACACAUGAGGAUCCACACUGGAGAGAAACCAUUCACAUGCCUUCAGUGUGGGAAGAGUUUCAGCAAAUCAUCAAACUUUAUUCUACACAUGAUGAUCCACACUGGAGAGAAACCAUUCAAAUGCACUCAGUGUGGAAAGAGUUUCAGCCAAUCAUCACACCUUAAACACCACACGAGAAUCCACUCUGGAGAGAAACCAUUCACAUGCACUCAGUGUUGGAAGAGUUUCAGCCGCUCAUCAUACCUUAAUCAACACAUGAGGAUCCACACUGGAGAGAAACCAUUCACAUGCACUCAGUGUGGGAAGAGUUUCAGCCGCUCAUCAUACCUUAAUCAACACAUGAGGAUCCACACUGGAAAGAAACCAUUCACCUGCACUCAAUGUGGAAGGAGUUUUGGAAGAAAAGGCGAUCUUAGGAUUCACAUGAGGAUCCACACUGGAGAGAAAAUAUCCACAUGCACUCAGUGUGGAAAGAGUUUUGGAAGAAAAGACCAUCUUAAGAUUCACAUGAUGAUCCACACUGGAGAGAAACCAUUCACAUGCACUCAGUGUGGGAAGAGUUUCAGCUACUCAUCACACCUUAAUGAACACAUGAGGAUCCACACCGGAGAGAAACCAUUCACAUGCACUCAGUGUGGGAAGAGUUUCAGCCAUUUAUCAUCCCUUAAUCAACACAUAAGGAUCCACACUGGAGAAAAACCAUUCACAUGCACUCAGUGUGGGAAGAGUUUCAGACACUCAUUAAUUCUUAAACAACACAUAAGGAUCCACACCGGAGAGAAACCAUUCACAUGCACUCAGUGUGGGAAGAGUUUCAGACAAUCAUCAUCCCUUAAUUACCACAAAAAGAUCCACACUGGAGAGAAACCAUUCACAUGCACUCAGUGUGGGAAGAGUUUCAGCCAAUCAUCAUCCUUUAAUCAACACAUGAGGAUCCACACUGGAGAGAAACCAUUCACAUGCACUCAGUGUGGGAAAAGUUUCAGCCAAUCAUCAUCUUUUAAUUACCACAUGAGGAUCCACACUGGAGAGAAACCAUUCAAAUGCACUCAGUGUGGGAAGAGUUUCAGAAUAUCAACAUCCCUCAAUUUACACAUGAGGAUCCACACUGGAGAGAAACCAUUUACAUGCACUCAGUGUGGGAAGAGUUUUAGCAAAUCAUCAUCGCUUUAUAGACACAUGAAGAUCCACACCGGAGAAAAACCAUUCACAUGCACUCAGUGUGGGAAGAGUUUUAACUGCUCAUCAUCCCUUAAUAAACACAUGAGGAUCCAUACCGGAGAAAAACCAUUCACUUGCACUCAGUGUGGGAAGAGUUUCAGCCACUCAUCAUCCCUUAAUCAACACAUGAGGAUCCACACUGGAGAGAAACCAUUCACAUGCCCUCAGUGUGGGAAGAGUUUCAUCAACUCAUCACACCUUAAUCAACACAUCAUGAUCCACACUGGAGAGAAACCAUUCACAUGCACUCAGUGUGGGAAGAGUUUUAACUGCUCAUCAUCCCUUAAUAAACACAUGAGGAUCCAUACCGGAGAAAAACCAUUCACUUGCACUCAGUGUGGGAAGAGUUUCAGCCAAUCAUCAUCCCUUAAUCAACACAUCAUGAUCCACACUGGAAAGAAACCAUUCACUUGCACUCAAUGUGGGAAGAGUUUUAGCCAAUCAUCAUACCUUAAAAACCACAUGAAGAUUCACACUAGUGUAAAAGAGUAUGUGUGCUUGGAGUGUGAGAAGACUUUUAUUACAGUUGCAGAAUUGAAACGGCACCAGAGGAUUCACACUGGAGAAAAACCGUACAAGUGUUCACACUGCAGUAAGAGGUUUACUCAAUUAGGAACCCUGAAAACACAUGAGAGGAUUCACACUGGAGAUAAACCGUACAAGUGUUCACACUGCAGUAAGAGGUUUACUCACACAGGAACCCUGAAAAAACAUCAGAGGAUUCACACUGGAGAUAAACUGUAGACAUGAUCAGUGUGUACUAGGGUUGGGUACCGAAACCCGGUGCCAUUAUAGCACCGGUACCUUGGUAACUGGUAUGUACCGGUAUUAAAUCAGCGUUUGAAUUUCGGUGCUGCGGGAUGGACGUGAGGGGUGCAUGAAAAAAGGCACAUAUAGGCGUUGCGUCACAGCAUCACUAAACAUUUAAUUCUAAACAACUUAGAGGAAUACCGACAGGCGAUAUCAGGCAAUUGUUAUUGUCGCUAGGGAACAGAUGCACGCAACGUUCAGAGUACAGAGCAUUUAGCCUGGAACCAGUGGUUUUCGGUGAGCGAGAGCGACACUCUUCAGAUCAACAUGCAUGAUCACGUUCAUCCAAUUUGCUUAAACUAAGCAUUCUAAAGCGUAUUUUACAAGCAAGGAUUCUUACACAGCAACUGUCUUUACAAAAGUGUGUGUAAGGGGGAAACAUGUCAAACUUAAUGACACAUUUGGGGGCUCAAAGGCAGAGCCUCUCUUGCGUGCUUUAGCUACAUUUACAUUUAGUCAUUUAGCAGACGCUUUUAUCC